This is a messenger RNA of Cydia pomonella (codling moth), 651 nucleotides long. RefSeq lists its product as uncharacterized. The record is from RefSeq and is a predicted model, not a curated record. The coding region runs from base 1 to 651 and encodes 216 amino acids. NCBI's taxonomy places the organism in Eukaryota, Metazoa, Arthropoda, Insecta, Lepidoptera, Tortricidae. The transcript has a single exon.
AUGGUGCUGUUGAGCGCGUCAGUCUGUGGUCUUAGAAGAUUAUUAAAAAUAUGUGAGGGGUACGCGGUGAGUCACGGCUUGAGGUACAAUGUGACGAAGAGCCAAUACAUGGUCUUUGAGGCCCGCAAUAGCAAGCUAUCGAACGUACCACCUGUUAGCCUUAACGGAGCACUCUUAGACAGAGUACAGAGUUUUAAGUACUUAGGGCAUAUUGUUACUGCGGACCUCAAGGAUGAUGCCGACAUGGAGCGGGAGCGGAGGGCGUUGUGCGUGAGAGCGAAUAUGUUGGCUCGCAGGUUUGCUCGUUGUAGUAGGGACGUGAAGAUAACGCUUUUCAAGGCGUACUGCACGUCGCUGUACACGUGCGGACUGUGGGCAAACUACACGCAGAGAUCGUACAACGCGCUCCGCGUUCAGUACAAUAACGCGUUCAGGGCAGUGGUGGGGCUGCCCCGCUACUGCAGUGCCUCGGGCAUGUUUGCGGGGGCCCGCACGGCCUGUUUUCACGCCUCCAUGCGCAUGCGCGCCGCCGCGCUGGUGCGGCGCGUGCGUGCCAGCUCUAACACUGUCCUGGCGAUGAUUGCAGACCGGCUCGACUGUCCCUACAUCACCCACUGUUGUGAUAGGCAUGUGAGGACAGGCGUCGGCUAG